Molecule: messenger RNA, 2355 nt
Organism: Pristis pectinata (smalltooth sawfish)
Lineage: Eukaryota; Metazoa; Chordata; Chondrichthyes; Rhinopristiformes; Pristidae
Gene: psmd12
Product: proteasome 26S subunit, non-ATPase 12
Exons: 11
Coding region: 264-1631 (455 amino acids)
Cellular component (GO): proteasome regulatory particle, lid subcomplex; cytoplasm; nuclear proteasome complex
Source: RefSeq, a predicted model, not a curated record
GAGCUCGCGCGUGCCCGCCGCCGCCGCCGCCGCCCCUCCCCUUCCUAACGGUGCGCGUUCCAUGCCCGCGCCCGCCGCAGCGUCCUCUGACGUCGCCCGCCAGUUGCUGCAAUGACGAGCACGUCGCCUUGUCGUUCGACGUCGUCCGCCUGUUACUGGGUUACGGCGGCUUCGGGCCUUUUCUGUUGUGAGAGGGAUCGCGCCGACCUUUCAUUCAGAAAGAGAACAGUGGGGGGAAGAAGAUCAGGAAAGCUGCAGCGACGAUGGCGGAGGGAACCGAACGAGCCGAUGGCAGGAUUGUAAAAAUGGAGAUGGAUUAUAGUUCUACUGUGGACCAGCAGCUCCCAGAGUGCGAGAAAAUGGCCCAAGAUGGAAGACUGCAGGAAGCUAUUGAUAAUCUUCUAUCAUUGGAAAAGCAGACUCGAACAGCCUCUGAUAUGGCUUCCACAUCAAGAAUCCUUGUUGCAAUAGUGAAAAUGUGUUAUGAUGCAAAGGACUGGGAUGCACUCAAUGAAAAUAUCGUACUUUUGUCUAAAAGGAGAAGUCAGUUAAAGCAGGCAGUUACAAAAAUGGUCCAGGAGUGCUACACAUAUGUCAGUCAGAUUACUGACCUGCCAAUCAAAUUGAGACUGAUCGACACUUUGCGCACUGUCACAGCUGGAAAGAUUUAUGUGGAAAUUGAGCGUGCUCGGUUAACCAAACACUUAGCCAUGAUAAAGGAGGAAGCUGGAGAGCUGAAAGAAGCUGCUGCCAUUUUGCAGGAACUUCAGGUUGAAACGUAUGGGUCAAUGGAGAAGAAAGAGAAGGUUGAGUUUAUCUUGGAACAAAUGAGACUCUGCCUGGCUAUAAAGGAUUACAUUCGAACCCAGAUCAUCAGCAAAAAAAUAAACACAAAGUUCUUCCAGGGAGAAAAUACUGAGGACUUGAAGUUAAAAUACUACAACCUAAUGAUUCAAGUUGACCAGCAUGAAGGAUCCUAUUUGUCCAUAUGCAAACACUAUCGUGCCAUCUAUGAUACACCUUGUAUUGAAGCUGAUAGCACAAAAUGGCAACAGGCUCUGAAGAGUGUUGUUCUCUACGUCAUCCUGGCUCCCUAUGACAAUGAACAAUCUGAUCUUGUCCAUAGAAUCAGCCUUGACAAAAAGCUUGAAGAGAUUCCAAAGUACAGGGAUCUGCUAAAGCUCUUCACCACAAUGGAACUUAUGCGCUGGAGCUCACUGGAGGAUGAUUACGGGAAGGAAUUGAGGGAAGAAUUAUCUGAGAACGCUUGCACAGAUGUAUUUUCUAACACAGAAGAAGGAAAUAAAAGAUGGAAAGAUCUUAAAAACAGAGUAGUGGAACAUAAUAUUCGAAUAAUGGCAAAAUAUUACACACGGAUCACAAUGAAAAGAAUGGCUGAGCUUCUCGAUCUUUCCAUUGACGAAUCUGAAGAGUUUCUUUCCAAUCUGGUGGUAAACAAGACCAUCUUUGCAAAAGUCGACAGGCUCGCUGGAAUUAUCAAUUUCCAGAGACCCAAAGACCCCAAUGACAUUCUCAAUGACUGGUCACACAAGCUGAACUCUCUGAUGGCACUUGUGAACAAAACCACACACCUCAUAGCCAAGGAGGAGAUGAUCCACAACCUUCAGUAAAGAAUUAUUUGAAAAGACAUUUUAAGAUUCAAAAUAAUCCUUAAUAACCAUGCAAAAAAAAUUACUUUUCCUGCUGAACCAAAAGCAGUUUCUGAUGGUCUGGUGCAUUGUGUCCACAUGGUUAGACACUGAAGGCUAAGCUUUGAUGAUAUCAUUGAUCUUUCUCUUUUUAAAGAUGUGUAUAAAGUGGGGUUUGAAUUUUGUGAUAUGUACUGUAAAUGGAACAAACAAUACCACCUGAAUAUGUCACCAAGGUGACUUCUCCAAUUGAAAAUUUCCAUUGUUUUAUAUUACUUAGAUCUUUCAUUAAACUUAAUUUAAAAAGUUACAAAUAUCCUUUACAAUAAUUACUGUAUUCUACCUCGCCUUAAUUCCAUUUACAUUGAAAUGAGUGUAAAACUGAAAAAAUCCUUAAGUGGAGAAAUGUUCCAUGGUAUUUUGCCAUUUCUUCCUCUGAUUGGCAAUGUUUGACUGGUCUAUAUAUCUUUAAUUUGUGUAACGAUGCAGACAGAACACCGAUUGAAUUGACCUCAUUUGUGUAACAGGAACUGUUGAAAAUACUUGGAGGCAGGUAGCAUCUGUGAAGAACAGAGUUGGCAUUUCAGAUCUAACUUUCAUCAGAACUGCACCCUUCCUUUCUUUCUGUUUUGUGUAUUUAUACUGGCAUUACAGCAUUGCUUGUGUUUUCCUCAUUGAGAAACUGAUAAAAAUUUAUUGAACCCAA